Molecule: messenger RNA, 588 nt
Organism: Vicia faba (fava bean)
Lineage: Eukaryota; Viridiplantae; Streptophyta; Magnoliopsida; Fabales; Fabaceae
Source: the annotation of a GenBank genome assembly
AUGGUGACAACUCGAUCUAAUCCCGAAAACCCAAACACAAUGGAGAGAAUUUUAGAAAUGUUGACGGCGGACCGACAAAACCGAGAGGUAGAACGACAACAAUUCGAAACACGCUUUGCACGUCUAGAAGCCAUGGUGGAAAAUUUGUCCAAGCAUUCAGAAGAUGGCACACCCAAAGGCAUGGAAUGGUUGGCAAGCCUGGGAGAGAUUAGUGCCAACUUUGAACAGCUGACGUUGGGCUUCAAGAUCAAUGGAAGAAAGGUAAUUUUAAAGGGAGAGCCACAACUUUCAAAGAAAGACGCCUCACUUAAUUCUAUGUUGAAAGCUUUGCAGCAAGGAGAAGGGUUCUUUAUCGAUUAUCGUCAUAUUCAAGCAGAGAUUGAUUGGAAGGAUUUAAUCCCGUCAGAAUUAAAAGAUGUGCUACAUGAUUUCCCUUCCAUCUUUGAACCCCCAGAUGGACUUCCUCCUCAUCGGCGUCAAGACCAUGCCAUUCACCUCAAAGAAGGAGCCCAAAUACCGAAUAUCAUACCAUACAGAUAUCCUCACUAUCAAAAACAGAAAUUGAAAAAUUGGUUGCAGAAAUGUUAG